Prorocentrum cordatum is the source of this 540-nucleotide messenger RNA. NCBI's taxonomy places the organism in Eukaryota, Dinophyceae, Prorocentrales, Prorocentraceae. The record is from the annotation of a GenBank genome assembly.
AUGGACUGGCCAGAUACCGGCAGCGAGUUCAUGGACUGGCCCGACACCGACAGCGAGUUUGGCGGCCACGCCGCGCCGCACGCUGCGAGGCCGCGGGGCCGCUGGGCCGCGGUCCCCUGCCGCGCGUGGCCGGCCCAUGCGCUGCCCACGGGCCAGCAGCGCUUCGUGCCGCUAGCCCCCCUCAACCCGAUGGACUCGACCGACACCAGCGGCGAGUUCAUGGACUGGCCCGACACCGACAGCGAGUUUGGCGGCCACGCCGCGCCGCACGCUGCGAGGCCGCGGGGCCGUUGGACCGCGGGCCUGGGCCGCGCGUGGCCGGCCCAUACGCUGCCCACGGGCCAGCAGCGCUUCGUGACGCCAGCCCCCCGCAACCCGAUGGACUCGACCGACACCAGCAGCGAGUUCAUGGGUUUGGCGACCACGCCGCGCCGCACGCUGCUAGGCCGCCAGGGCCUCUGGGCCGCGGGCCCUGGCCGCGCGCUGCCGACGGGCCAGCAGCACUUCGUGCCGCCAGCAUCCCAUAACCCGAUGGACUGA